GACAUUUGCCGAGUUGGCUUUCUGCAGCCAUCAACAGCCAAUCUUUCUAUCGAAUUUCUAAACAUUCUUUUUCUCUUGCUACAAAGUGCAAACAGCAGCUUUCCUCUCUUUCUCGGCUACUGAAAGAAGUACUACGUGCAGUAUGCCUAUGUCUUCGUUGGUAGCGGGGAUCCAUCGUAGCCUAUCCGAAACGCUCAGUGUGUCGUGACCACGCAGCUACCGGUGUCCACCGUCGUGUAACUUUCCCCCGGCCCCGGAGCUCCGGCCUCCGGUCGGACACGGUUGACCCACACUAAAACAGCCACAAUGCUGCUGAGCGGUCGUUGUGCACGUCGACAAGCUUCGGAACGGCUUGUGGAGCAUGUCUUCUGCGCUAUGCUACUGGUGCUCAUUACGUCGCUUACUAGCCAUGUGGCUUGCCUUGGCCCUGAAGCAGACCUUCUCAAUGAGAGGAGGGAUCGUGGAGAAGUGACAGCGAGGAGUAGAAAUUUUGACCUCGAUAGCUUUACCAAUGUGGCAGGUAUGAAUGGAAGAAUGAAUGAUCGGAUGGAGAUGGCGGAGGGCGUUCAGAGCGACGAGAGACACGUGUUCAAUAUCACCGACUAUGGUGCUGUGGGAGAUGGUGUGACAAACUGCACACAAGCAUUCCAGGCGGCCAUCCGAGCAGCUUCCAAGGCCGUCAAUCACUCAACAGUCUAUGUACCUGCUGGGAAGUUUCUCACUUCACCACUACGACUGGACGACUGCAAGAAUACCUGGCUGGUGAUUGAGGGCACGGUACUUGCACCAAGUGAGACGGCUGAUUGGCAUGGCAAGAACCACUUGAUCAAGUUCACGGAGCCCACGAACUGCAGUGUGCUUGGUGUGAGCGGGACGGCAUCCAUCGACGGGGUCGGUGCUGUCUGGUGGGCCAGUGAGGCUGCAGGGAAUAGCUCCCGACCGGAUCUACUGAUAUUCAAAGGAGGUAUGCAUGGUUACCCACAGCCCAGCGUAUUCAACAUCAGCUUGGUGAAUGCACCCGGUGCACACAUCAAAAUACAGGACACCGUUAUGUACGCAGGAGUGGAAAUUGUCGGAGUCAUGAUCGAGGCAAACGAUGACAAACACGCCGACGGGGUCGUUGCAAUUAACGCGUCGUUUCUCGUGGACCGCUCCUCAAUCAGCGUUGGUGGCACCAACGUCCUUUCAAAGACUGAGUACGGUGACAGCAGUCGAUCGUUCUUUGGCUUGACUCAGGUCGUCCUCAGCAAAGGUGAUGGCCUGCAGAUGCUAGUGACGGAUGGGAUUCUGGCCAACGUAAGCACCUGGGACGUUUCUAUGAAAAAUACUCGCUAUGGCGUGUCCUUGCUCGGUGCCAGGGACGGGUCAGGCAUGGUGGAGCAGAUGGACAUGGAGCAGAUCACUAUGGACGGUGUCGGCACGCCUAUCGUCGUUGACAACACGCAUUGUCCUCCGUCUCACCAUGGUUGUACACAUCCUGCCAGAGGAGUGAAAUUGUCUAUUGUCAUGGAUGACAUCAGUGCCACACAGACCAGCGGCAGUGCUGGUGAGUUCCAGUGCGGCCAGCCCGACAUGUGCUUCGUUGCGCUUGACAAUGUGACCGUGUCUGCGUUGCCACCGGCGACCGGGAACGCGUUCCACUGCAGCAACGUCACGGGACAGGCGUCCGACACAGUGAAACCCCCGGCAUGCUUUCCUAAAAGUGUGGCAUAAGCAUACAGUGGUCCCAUUAUAAUCCGGCACCAUUUGUGCUAAAGAAAUUCUGCUGGAUUAGGGAGGGUGCUGGAUUAACAAAACUUUACGGUGAUUUUCGGCUGCAAUGUGCGUGAGGAGGUUAUUUUGGCUACUGAAAAUUGUGCUGAUUUAUAAAGUGGUGGGGUAAAGAGGGACAUCAAUCACGCGCGAGGCAUGCCCUGGACGCACCUAGUGGGAGGUGGUGCAUUUGUCACUUUCGAAACAAUCUUUAACCAUUUCUCCCUGCUGUAGCUUUUUAUCGUACUUUCAGUGCAAAGUUUCGUGAAACCCGGCUAAUUUCAAGGAGCCACACGCUCGCAGUGCAUGCCCUGUACGGUAUGAUUCAUGAUCUUCAGAAAAGGUGACGUCAACAAGGAAUUCCGCCACGGGCCGAAGCAACUGGGGCUGCGCACUACUCUUGAUGUUACAUAAAAGCAGCACAUUACGCUCUGCCUCCGCGGUGUUGAGCACUGCAAAAGCAGCACAUUACGCUCUGCCUCCGCGGUGUUGAGCACUGCAAAAGCAGCACAUUACGCUCUGCCUCCGCGGCGUUGAGCACUGCAAAGGCAGCACAUUACGCUCUGCCUCCGCGGUGUUGAGCACUGCAAAAGCAGCACAUUACGCUCUGCCUCCACGGUGUUGAGCACUGUCAGCACACUAGAUGCAUCCUCCGGUGAAAGCAGCACUGUAAAUCUAUCAUGCGUUGCACACUUCUGACUUUUGUAUACGGUACAUUUGUAUCAUCAUGCAGAGGUUGCAUUAAGAAAUCAACGUGUGUUCCAAACCAGUCUCUAU
Sycon ciliatum is the source of this 2529-nucleotide messenger RNA. RefSeq lists its product as uncharacterized. The coding region runs from base 307 to 1713 and encodes 468 amino acids. Gene Ontology annotation, molecular function: polygalacturonase activity. The transcript has 7 exons. Gene Ontology annotation, biological process: carbohydrate metabolic process. Lineage: Eukaryota; Metazoa; Porifera; Calcarea; Leucosolenida; Sycettidae. The record is from RefSeq and is a predicted model, not a curated record.